GGGGCGCGGCGGCGGCGGAGCCGUAGGGCCGGGGAGAGCGGAGGCCACGGGUACGGGCGGGACCGGGAGCGGAGCGGCACCGGCACCGGUCCUCCCGUGGCCAAGACGGAGCCGGAGAUGGAAGCACCGGGAUGCACCGGCUCAGAGUGGCUGGUGGUCCCCAAGGUGGAGGUGACCCCCGAAGGUGACAUGGAUGAUCCAGGGGACGCGGAGCUCCAUGACUCAGGGCAGUGGCUGGUGCGGAAGGUGAAGGUGGAGGAGGACGAUGAGGCCGAGGCCUGGGCAGCCGCAGCCGAGGCCCCGCUGGCCCCGCAGCCGCUGCCCGGUGCCGUCCCCCCCGACCCCGCCGGGACACCGGGAUGCGCCGGCGCCUGCAAGGCGGAGGAGCCGUGCCCGGAGGAGCUGGGAUACGGAGUGCUGCCGGCCUGGGCGCCGGGGCCGCGCCUGGACGGCCUCGGGAUCGGCUUCGAGGCCGGCAUCGGGAUCAGCGCGGGGACGAACCCCGGCCCCGGCGGGUGCGGGCGCUGCUCACAGCCCGGCCCGCGGCCCUUCUGCUGCCCGCAGUGCGGGAAGGCCUUCGGCAAGAAGGCGCACCUGACGCGGCACCUGCGGGUGCACACGGGCGAGCGGCCCUUCCCCUGCCCGCACUGCGGCCGCCGCUUCCGGCAGCGCAUCCACCUGCGCUCGCACCUGCGCACGCACACGGGCGAGCGGCCCUACCCCUGCCCGCGCUGCGCCCGCCGCUUCCGCAAGAAGACGCACCUGGACCGGCACCUGCGCACGCACACCGGCGAGCGCCCGCACCCCUGCCCGCGCUGCGCCCGCCGCUUCGCCCACCGCCAGCACCUCCUGCGCCACCUGCGCCUGCACGGGGACCCCGCGCCGGGCCACGGGUGCCACGGUGGGGACGGGGACGGCCCUGCCGAGGAGAAGCCGCUGCCGUGCCCGGGGUGUGAGAUGGGCCUCACCUGGAAGCAGAGCCCGGCGUCGCCCCUGGGGCUGCAUGCGGGGCCGGUGCCGGGAGCUGGGAACGGACACCUGGAUGAACACCGGGAUGGCGACAGGGACGGCCCUGCCGAGGAGAAGCUGCUCAUUUGCCCCCAGUGUGGGACCUGCCUCACCUGGAAGCAGAACUCGUCGUCGCACCUGUGGCAGCACCUGGAGAGCCACGGCCUCGGCUGUGCCCAGGACCCCCUGCAGCCCCCACAGGAGCCCGGAGCCCAGGACCCCCAGCACCCCUCACAGGCGCCCACGGCCGAGCGCCCCUUCAUGCAGGACCCCCAGCUCCUGUCACAGGUGCCCGGUGCUGACUGCGGCCACGGCUGCGCCCAGGACCCCCAGCCCCUCCUGCAGCCCCCGCAAGCGCCCGGGGCCCAGGGCCACCAGCACCAGCCGCAGGUGCCCGGUGCCAAAUGCGGCCAGGGCUGUGCCCAGGACCCCCCGCAGCCGCCGCAGGUGCCCCCUGGCCAGCGCCCCUUCGCCUGCCCGCAGUGCGGGCGCGGCUUCGGGCGCAAGGCGCACCUGGCGCGGCACCUGCUGGUGCACUCGGGCACGCGGCCCCACGCCUGCGCCCGCUGCGGCCGCCGCUUCAGCUCCAAGACGAACCUGGGCCGGCACGAGGCCGUGCACACGGGGCUGCGGCCCCACCGCUGCGCCCGCUGCGGCCGCAGCUUCACCCGCAAAACCCACCUGGAGCGCCACGAGCGCACCCACAGCACCAGGAUGGGCACGGCCACAGGCACUGCCGGCACUGGGAUGGGCACGGCCACCGCUGGCACUGAGAUGGGCACAGCCACCGCCGGCACUGGGAUGGGCACGGCCACAGGCACUGCCGGCACUGGGAUGGGCACGGCCACCGCCGGCACUGGGAUGGGCACAGCCACCGCUGGCACUGAGAUGGGCACAGCCACUGCUGGCGCUGGGAUGGGCACGGCCACCGCCGGCACUGGGAUGGGCACGGCCACCAGCGGCACUGGGAUGGGCACGGCCACCGCUGGCACUGAGAUGGGCACGGCCACCGCCGGCACUGGGAUGGGCAUGGCCACCGCCGGCACUGGUAUGGGCACGGCCACCGCUGGCACUGGGAUGGGCACGGCCACCGCUGGCACUGGGAUGGGCACGGCCACCGCUGGCACUGGGAUGGGCACGGCCACCACCGGCACUGGGAUGGGCACGGCCACCACCAGCACUGGGAUGGGCAUGGCCACCGCUGGCACUGGGAUGGGCACAGCCACCGCCGGCACUGUGAUGGGCACGGCCACUGCUGGCGCUGGGAUGGGCACAGCCACCGCUGGCGCUGUGAUGGGCAUAGCCACCACUGCCACUGGCACCAGCAUCACCGGGUCCCAGCUGGGCUGGGCAGAGCCCCCCACCCUCUGGAUGGAGGGGCGCGGGGAGGAGGCACCCGAGCCGGAGGUGUCGGAGCCAUCGGAGGAGGAGGAGGAGCAGGAGGAGGCGGAGGAUGAAGGCUCCGGGGUGCGGGUGACGCCGGCGCUGCUGAAGGCGGCCACGGGCGAGUUCUCUCUGGAGUCCAUCCUGCUGCUGCGGCUGCGGGGCCGCGGCAUCGCCCACCUGGGCUGCCUGGCCGACUGCUCCAACCUCGAGUGGCUGGACCUGUCCGGCAACGCCAUCGCGGGGCUGGCGCCGCUGGCCGCGCUGCGCGCCCUGGCCGUGCUCAACCUGGCCGCCAACCGCGUGGCCAGCGUGGAGCCGCUGCGGGGCUGCCGCAGCCUGCGCCAGCUCAACCUGGCCGGCAACCGCCUGCGCAGCCUGCGCCAGCUGCGCUGCCUGCAGGGCCUGCGGCACCUGGAGAGCCUGCGCCUGCGGGACCCGCGCGGCAACCUGGGCAACCCGCUCUGCGCCGCGCCCGCCUACCGCGCCGCGCUGGCCGCCAUGCUGCCCGGCCUCAAGGCCAUCGACGGGCAGCGCGUGGCCGGCCGCGGCAGCGAGCUCUUCCGCCUGUGCCGUGAGCUGGACGCCGCGCUGGACGCCGAGGCCGCGCCGGCCGCGCCCGCCGAGCCGCCGCAGCCGUGGGUGCAGGCCGGCUUCUGGGAGCCGCGGCCGGCGCGGCGCAGCGCCGUGCUGGAGGAGGCCACGCGGCAGCUGGGCCAGGCCCUGCGCGAGUGCCGCGAGCUCGGCCGCCGCGCCGACGACUCCAUCGCACAGGCCCAGCGCGCGCUCGGCCGCCGCCACCACGAUCCCAAUCCCAAUCCCUGUGCAUCCCCCUUUGACCCCUUCCUCCGCCUGCUCCUCCUGGACACUCCGACCCCCUCCCCGUUCCCCCCGGGGCACCCCCGCCCCUGCCCGCCCCCUCCCCGUUCCCGUGGCCCGGAUCCCGGCUCCCGGUGCCGAAUCCCGUUACGCACCCGCUCGAUGACCCCGUCCACGUCCCGCUCCUUGAAGAGGAAAUGCACAUUGCUGCGCCCGUGGAAAUAUUCCAGCACAUCCCGGACCACGCGCCGCUGGAGCGGGGACUGCCCCGCGGCCACCGCGGCCACCGCGGCCGCCGCCAGCGCCAGCGGCAGCCACAGGGACACCGGGAGCCUCAUCCCGCCGGGAACGGCCUCACGGAUCCAGGGCCGCUGGCGUCGGGCCGGCAUGAGCCGAUUUCCUGGGAUCUGCCCCCAAAUCCGCCCCCGGGACGGCCCCGCGGGUGCCCCCCCCACCCCGCGGGCCCGGGAGGAGGGGCUGGGCUGGGCUGGGGGCAGAGACCCCGGAGUGGCGCCAUGGGCUGCUGGCAGUGCCACCCUGCCCUCGGGAACACCCCGCAGCGCCAGGAGCCGCUCCCCGGGAACAAGCCCUGGCCCCCGGGAAUGGGCAUUCCUGGCUCCCGAGGCUAUUCCCGGUUCUCCAGGCGCUGCUGUGCCGGAGCUAUUCCUGACUACGGAGCUGUUCCCAGCUCCCGGGGCCAUUUCCAGAUCCCGGGAGUAUUCCCAGGUCCCAGAGCUGUUCCUGACUGCAAAGCUGUUCCCAGCUCUCGGGAGUAUUCCCGGCUCCCGGGAUCGUUCCCGGCUCCCGGGCCUAUUCCCAACUGCGGAGCUGUUCCCGGCUCCUGGGGCCAUUCCCGGUUCCCGGGGCCGUUCCCGGUUCCCGUGGCCGUUCCCGGCUCUCGUGGCCGUUCCUGGCUCCCGGGGGUAUUCCCGGUUCCCAGGUCCAUUCCCGGCUCCCGGGUCCAUUCCCGGUUCCCGUGGCUGUUCCCGGUUCCCGUGGCCGUUCCCGGCUCCCGGGUCCAUUCCCGGUUCCCGGGCCGUUCCCGGUUCCCGGCCGGACAAGCCGGUGCCGUGCCGGGGCCGUUCCCUGCUCUCCCCGCUGUCGCUCCGCUCGCUCCCGUCUGAUCCAUCCCAGCCCGUCCCCUCCGCUCCCGCCCCGAACUACAACUCCCAGCGCUCCCGGCUCUCCGCUCACAGCCGGAUCCGGCCCCGCUCGGCGCCUUCCGCACCCCAAAUUCCGGGGGGAGGAGGAGGAGGAGGAGGCCGGGGGGGCCGAGGCCGCCGCAGCCGCCGGGACCGCCGCGCUUCUCGGGCCUGGACACCGCCGCGGCCAUUUGAGGGAGUCGGUGCGGAAGGAGGCCAGGACCAGGCCGGGAAGCGCCGGGAAGGAGCGGGAAGGAGCCCGAGGAGGCCGGGAGGAGGCUCCGGGGGAGCCAUGUCCGCGGGGGGCGCGCCCCAGCCCGCCCACACCCUGGAUCUGCUCCCGUAUUCCCGGCUGAGCCCGGCGCCGCGGGCCGGAUCCCAGCUGGAUGCGGUCGGCGCCGAGAUCCCGUCGGAUCCCUGCACAGGGUACCGGUUCUUUAAGCCAGGGGGUUUGUUCGGGAUGAAGCCGCCGGAGGAGCCCUUCGGAGCGGCGCGGACGGGCCCGGAGGAUUCCAAGGCGCUGGGCAGCCCCUGCGCCGUGGAGCCCGGGCGGGUGAGCAAGGUGGAACCCGAGGAGAAGCCCGGGAUUGGCGCCGGCGCCCUGGAGCUGUUUCCGGCCGCGGGCGGCAGCUCCGGCCGCUGGUUCCCCGGCGGGCAGCGCGGCCCCGAGCCCCCCCGGGACCCCCCGGCGCCCCGCGGCGGCUGCUGGGGGGCCCAGGGGGGCGUCCCCGGCCCCUUCCGCUGCGGCCAGUGCGGGAAGGGCUUCCGGCAGAAGCAGAGCCUGGUGACGCACGAGCGCAUCCACACCGGGGAGAAACCGUUCCGCUGCGGGGACUGCGGCAAGAGCUUCAGCCAGCGGCCCAACCUGCUGACGCACCGGCGCGUGCACACGGGCGAGCGGCCCUUCCCCUGCGCGCAGUGCGGCAAGAGCUUCUCGCAGAAGGCCAACCUGCUGGCGCACCAGCGCAUCCACGGCGCCCACCCCGACGAGGGCAAGGCGCGGGUGCGGGCGCCGGCGCGGGGCUGCCCCGAGGACGCGCCCUUCGUGUGCCCCGAGUGCGGGAAGAGCUUCCGGCAGAAGCCCAACCUCAUCACGCACCGGCGCAUCCACACGGGCGAGCGGCCCUUCUCCUGCUUCCUGUGCGGCCGCAGCUUCAACCAGAAAACCAACCUGGUGACGCACUACCGGGUGCACACAGGUGAGCGGCCCUUCGCCUGCGCCCAGUGCGGCAAGCGCUUCACCCAGAAAACCAACCUGGUCACGCACCAGAGCACCCACACCGACCUGCGCCCCUUCCCCUGCGCCCAGUGCCACAAGUGCUUCAAGGACAAGGUGUCCCUCAAGGCCCACCAGAAGACGCACAUCCCCCGCCAGCGCCGCUGCCCCGCGCGCGGCCCGGCCCCCGCCGCGCCCUUCGGGGCCGCGCCCGCCCUGCUGCCCCCCGCGCCCGCCCCGCAGGACCCCGCCCCCUUCGCCCCGCUCCCGCCCGCCCCGAAGCUCCCCGAGGGCGCCGAGCUGUUCCCCGGCCCCGAGAAGGGCUUCCCCCCCCCGGCCCCGGGCGAGCCCUCCUUCCCCUGCGCCCACUGCGGCGACGGCUUCUGCCCCAAGGUGCCCCUGCUGCGGCCCCCCGAGGCGCCCGCCGCGCCCUUUGCCCCCGGCCCUCCCCUCCUGGGGCCCCUGGGGGCGCAGCCGGGGCCGGGGGACGCUGCGGCCCCCCCAGAGAAGCCCUUCAUCUGCAACCAGUGCGGGAACAGCUUCGGGCUGUGGCUGGCCCUCGUCGCUCACCAGAAGAGCCACGCGGGGCACAAGCCGUGCCCCGGCGCCCCCCCCGCCGAGCCGGGCGCCGAGCAGCCCCCCGGGUCCCCCCCGGCGCGGGCGGGCGAGGGCCGGCCCUGGCCGUGCCCCGAGUGCGGGCGCGGCCUGGCGCAGUGCGAGCGGCUGCCGCGGCACGGGCACGGCGCCGGCGGGCGCGGCCCCUUCCGCUGCGACACCUGCGGCAAGCGCUUCAGCCUCAAAACCAACCUGGCCACCCACCAGCGCAUCCACACAGGUGAGCGGCCCUUCACCUGCGGCGUCUGCGGCCGCCGCUUCAACCAGAAGGGCAACCUGGUGACGCACUACCGGGUGCACACGGGCGAGCGCCCCUUCGCCUGCGCCCAGUGCGGGAAGCGCUUCGCGCAGAAGCCCAACCUGCUGGCACACCAGAAGACGCACCUGGGCCGCCAGCCCUUCACCUGCCUCGAGUGCCCCAAGCGCUUCAAGAGCAAACUGUCCCUGCGGGUGCACCAGCGGGUGCACACCGGGACCCCCGGCGCGGCCCCCGGCGCCCUGGACCCCGCCGGGAGCCCCUUCCCCUGCGCGCUCUGCGGGGAGGCCUGCGCAGAGCACGGGGGGCUCCGGCCGGGCCACGGCGGCGGCGAGCGGCCGCACGCCUGUGCCGAGCAGCUGCACGCCUGCGCCAAGUGUCCCCACGCCUGCGCCGAGCGCACCCACGCCUGCGCCGAGCGUCCCCACGGCUGCGCCGAGCGGCUCCACACCUGCGCCGAGCAGCGCCGCACCUGCACGGAGCAUCCUCACGCCUGUACGGAGCAUCCUCACGCCUGUACGGAGCAUCCUCACUGCGCGGAGAAUCCUCACGCCUGCGAGCGACCCCACACCUGCGGGCAGCCGCACCCCUGCGCCGAGCGGCCGCACCCCUGCGCCGAAUGUCCGCACCCCUGCGAGCAGCCCCACGCCUGCACCAAGCGGCCCCACACGUGCGAGCAGCCCCACGCGUGUGCCGAGCACCCGCACGCCUGUGCCGAGCACCCCCACCCCUGUGAGCGGCCCCACCCCUGCGAGCGGCCCCACGCGUGUGCCGAGCAGCCCCGCGCCUGCCCCGAGCAGCCCCACGCGUGCGCCGAGUGUCCCCACGCGUGCGCCGAGUGUCCCCACGCGUGCUCCGAGUGUCCCCACGGCUGCGCCGACCGGCCCCACGCGUGCGCCGAGUGCGGGAAGCGGUUCCGGCAGAAGGUGAACCUGGCCGUGCACCUGCGGACGCACACCGGGGAGCGGCCGUUCCGCUGCGCCGACUGCGGCAAGGGCUUCAGCCAGAAGGCUCACCUGCUGCGGCACCGCCGCACCCACGGCGCCGGCCUGGCCCCGCCCUGCACCGCCGGGGACCCGCUGGGCAAGGGCCCCGAGCCCCCCGCGCUGCUGCUGCCGCCCUGCUCCCGCGGGGCGCCCCCGGCGCGCCCCGACAGCCCCUCGGGCGCUGCCGACAUCCUGCUGCAGCUGAUGCAGGACGAGCCCCCGCCCGGCCCCGGCGCCGCCCCGGCCCCGGUGCCCCCCUGUAAGUGCCCCGGGGGGGGCCCGAGCCCCCGGGCGCCGGGGAUGCCCCCCCCGUGCUGCUGCGCCGCCUGCCUGGCCCCGCGCCCUCCCGAGCCCCUCCGCGGGCAGCUCUGGGCCAAGGCCGGGGGCUGCGCCCGGGCCUUCGAGGAGAAGCGAGUGCCGGGAGCGCCGGGAGUGCCGGGAGCGCCGGGAGUGCCGGGAGCACCGGGAGUGCCAGGAGUGCCAGGAGCACCGGAGCGGGAGUGCCCCGAGGAGAAACCAGCCCCGUGUCCCGGCUGCCUGUGAGCCCCGCGCUGAGACCCCUGCGCCAGGACCCUGCCCCACCCCGGCUGCCUGUGAUCCCCACACUGAGCCCCCACCAUGACCCCCAGCACGGGCCGGCCCUCGGCUCCCGUGCCCGCCCGCAGGGAGGAUGGAGCUGAGGGGACGGAGCCGAGGGGACGGAGCCCCGUGGUGGUGCCAAGGUGACACCGCCGGCCCGAUCCAGCACUGGGACUUGGAGCAGCCUCCAGCAGCGGCUGUGGGGCGAAGCUGAGCCAGGCUGGGACAUGGCACGUUGCUGCCUUGGGAGGACACCAGAGCGCUGGAGGAGACAGCGCUGGACCCUCAUCUGCUGUGUUGGCUCCAGCCACACAGACCAGGAAGAGCUGGACACAGUGGAGCUGCGUCCACUGGAGCCAGACUUGAGACAAGAGGGGUCCUCAAGGGCUCUCUCUGCUUCCAGAACGUUCUACCCUGUUGCGGUCUGGGUGGCAUUCCCCAAGGACACGGUUGGGACGGGAACGCUGGGGCCUGUCCCACUGCGGGAUGAUCUCCUGGGAUCCCCAGUGCAGCUCCACACUGGGAAAAGAGCCAGGAACAGGCCCGGAAGGGCUCAGCUCUGCUUUCAGAAGGGCCCCGGAGACGCCUCCGGUGCCAGGGGGAUGGGGACAGCUUGUGCUUGUGCUUGCUCUGGAUAACCGCGCGCUUUGGGACGCAAUAUUCCGCUUUUGGGAUGGGGGAUGCGGGGGCCGCUGGGCCGGAGCUGGAGGAGUGGUGGAGGAGGGGGGCCCGUGGAGGUUCCAGCGGCGCAGAGGGCACGGGGUGCUUUGCUGGGCUUUGUGCGGUGUCUGUGUGUCCCCCUGGGGGACAGAGCCGGGGACACACGGCCUCGGGCACAGCUUUGGCCACAGACACCGCUGGGAGCUGCCACUGCUUCAUCCCAAAGGGAAUCGCAUCCUCGGACGGGACCGACACCGGGACAGCCCCCUGGAGCCCGGCCGGGCAGGGGCCCGCUCCAGCCCCCCUCCCCAGCUCUGCUCUCUGCAAUUCUAUUUUUUGAGGUUAUUUAAAAUAAAAGCUUCUGAUGGC
Molecule: messenger RNA, 9033 nt
Organism: Prinia subflava (tawny-flanked prinia)
Lineage: Eukaryota; Metazoa; Chordata; Aves; Passeriformes; Cisticolidae
Molecular function (GO): protein binding
Source: RefSeq, a predicted model, not a curated record